This is a messenger RNA of Cephus cinctus (wheat stem sawfly), 1759 nucleotides long. Its product is annotated as RUS1 family protein C16orf58 homolog. Lineage: Eukaryota; Metazoa; Arthropoda; Insecta; Hymenoptera; Cephidae. The record is from RefSeq and is a predicted model, not a curated record. The transcript is spliced from 9 exons. The coding region runs from base 180 to 1601 and encodes 473 amino acids.
CAUUCUGUAAUUAAAAAUCUAAGACGAAUAAUAAAGUGCAUCUUUUUCAAGCCUUACGUAACCAUAUAAGACAUAUAUAUGUAUAGCGGGUCGUGCAAAGUAUAACGUGUUGCCACCAGUUAAAACGUCAACAUCAACAAGUGAUACUGACAGAUUGCAUUUAAUAAUUGUGAACUAUUAUGUCACAGAGGAUAAUAUAUAAAGAAAUUUAUGGAGAUAAUGAAAGAGUGAAUGUAUUUGUAUCUAGUAAAGCAGAUGAUACUUCAAUAAGAAAGGUGAAAUCCACAAUUAACCAUAAGUCAUUAUCUGGUUCUACUGUGAUAUUAUUUCUUAAAGAAGUUUUUCUACCGCAAGGAUUUCCAGACAGUGUUCAUCCUGAUUAUAUCCCUUAUCAAAUAUGGGAUACCGUUCAGGCAUUUGCCAGUACUAUUAUGGGUACCCUUACAACCCAUGCAAUUAUGCAAGGUGUAGGCGUAGGAGAGUCUACGGCAACUCCACUAGCAGCUGCAAUUACAUGGAUUUUAAAAGAUGGUACUGGAAUGAUAGGACGAAUUGGAUUUGCCUGGUGGAUUGGAACAGAGUUAGAUGCACAGUGUAAAAAAUGGCGAUUAUUUGCUGAUUUCUUAAAUGAUGCAGCAAUGGGAAUUGAACUAAUGAUACCAUACUAUUCUUCGUAUUCAACAUAUGUAUUAUGCAUUUCAAUGGCAAUGAAGGCUGUUGUUGGUGUUGCUGGUGGAGCAACAAGAGCAGCUUUAACUCAGCAUCAAGCCCUUCAAAAUAAUUUAGCUGAUGUAUCAGCCAAAGAUGGAAGUCAGGAAACAUUCGUAAAUCUGAUUGCUUCAUUAAUAGGAAUAUUCAUACUAUCCAAUCUACCGCAAGAUGGACAAUACGUAAUGGAAUUGUAUCUAUUCCUGGUGGCAAUACAUCUUUAUGCCAAUUACUCAGCGGUUAAGGCACUUUGUCUUAAUUCACUUAACGAGGAUCGUCUGGCAUUAAUUAUAAAGAGAUACUUGCAGACCCAAAAUAUUCCUAAUUCUACUGAAGUUAACAAACAGGAAUCAGUGCUACUUUUUCAAAACCCUUCAAAAGACAAUUUCGGCUUUCAUAUAAAAAUGGGUGUUUCGUUAGAAAACGUUAUAAAGAAAAUGAUCUCUACUUCCGAUAUGGAUGCUCUUGUACGUAGGUUUCGAUUUGAAAAAUAUUUACUUGUAAUGGACAUAAAGCAGAAAACUAUUCUCAUAUCAUUUGCAAAAGGUGUAAAUUCCUUUGAUAUACUCAAAGCAUACUUCCAUGCCAGUCUAUGUAGUUUAUUCACGUGCAUGAUUCUAAAGUGGCCUGUGGACAUUUUCCUGAAAUCUCACUCAUGCAACCCGUCAUAUCCUCUAAUGCGGAUGUACAUUUUUAAUAAAAGUACUACACCGAAAGUUACCAAUAAAUGUGAAAAUCCUGCAUUUAUUAUUUUUAAUUCGAAUGAUUUUAUUUUUGACGAAUAUAACGCGUUUAUUGCACAGCUAAAUAAAAGUGAAUGGAUUACAAACACAAAUCUACUGCCAGUUGGGGCUUGGAGGGGUUACUGGUCACUCGUAAAGGAAUCAAAUUAAGGUAGUAUGCUUCCUUGCAUAGAUACAGGGUAUAUCAUCAACAUAGUGUAACAUUAAAACUUUUUUAAUCUGUAUUAUACCAAACAGGCAUAUAUGCGCAUGUAUUUCUGAUGACUUAUAAAAAUAUAAUACAGUUAUGACCUGUACAAAAUAAUGUA